Molecule: messenger RNA, 2037 nt
Organism: Gopherus flavomarginatus (Mexican gopher tortoise)
Lineage: Eukaryota; Metazoa; Chordata; Testudines; Testudinidae
Exons: 5
Coding region: 214-816 (200 amino acids)
Source: RefSeq, a predicted model, not a curated record
GCCAGGCGAGGCGGGCUCGGCAGCCCCCCGGGGCCACGGGCGGUCGGGCGCGGGGCGCCUCUGUUCCGAUUCUCUCACGGGGGCGAAGGCUGCGGAUUUGGCGGCUGUCUAGUUCAAGAAAAGCUAAAAACCAGCUGGAUACACAAGAGGGCCAGUAUUCCACUCACAGAACACAAGACUAGCUGUUCUGCCUUUAGUGAGAGGAGAAUCCAGAUGUUACAUAUAGGACUUCAUGGUAACAGAGAGGGUGUGUCAUGGAAUAUAUAUGGACAACACCUCAAAAGACCUGUAGUUAGUUUAAGGAACUUCUUUAUUUUCGACCACUGUCCUAUCCCUGUUGACUUUCAAAAAUGGUUUCAUUCUUCAUCCCAAUCCAGAAUCGUUCCACCUCAAGGUUUCAACCAGAGGACUUUGACUAACUGUUCCUUGACCUGUUCCACAGAAGUACAGAAAUCAUGUUAUAAUCUAGGAAGUAGCUAUAUUCAGUUUUUUUCAGAGGUGGAUGAGGUUCUAUAUUGUGAGCCAAUAAGUCUCUCCACACUUUGCCUCCAUAGCAUCCAUCUUGGACUGGUUACUCAAAAACUUUCAGCCUCUCUUUGCCUUCCAUCAGGUUGUGCCUGUCUUCAAUCAUUCCACUGCCACAAUCUUCCUCAGAGGACUUGCGAGUGUAUUCCACUGAUUUGUGAGCUUCAAGGAAGACCAGACUUUCUCUGCACAGCUGCCAAAGACAAUGGUGACUGUCAAAUUUUCAAAUCUGUGACACUUGAGUGCAAAGUUGAGAAAAACAAGUUUGUCCGUCAAUUUUCACUGUUGUAAAGCAAGGGCAUAAGUCUUCCAUCAGCUGUCCCAGUGAUGUAUUGGUCUUGCCAGUCCAGGAGAAAUGUUUGGGAACUGCUGCUGCUGUCAUUAGAAGAGUUGAGCAUCCAGAGUUGCCUUUUGCUCCCACAGGCAAUAAGGGACAGGUGAGAAAUGACAGCACAAGAAGUGAGAUACGAUUAGGAAAACUCAAGGAAACUAGCUUACUUUUGCUGCACAAGAGUCCUGCUCUCUCCUACUUCCCCACGAUGAGUCUCAUUUUGAAGUUAGUUAUCUCCCCUCUUUUCUGUUUCACAAUAUUGUCAGGCCUCUAAUGUAGUGAAGAUUUAAGAUAUAAUAAAUUUGAGGUUCUUUUGGCUUUUGAGUCAUUAGGAUUCACAUUUUCAAGCUUUUCUCCAUAAGCACAAGGACUAGGAUUUUUUUCAAAUGAAAGCUGAAAUUCUCAUGUAAUUGCAAGACUACAGGAACCAGGACUUUUAAGAAUACUACCAAAUAUCACUGAAGUUGGCAACAUAGGUUUCAACACCGUGUUUGAAACUGCUGGUUUAUUUUUGAGGCUGGACUAACUUGGUAAAGCAAAAGAUGGAAGAGCAAUGGAAAAAGGAAGGUUGGGGUAAUUAGCCUUGCUGAAAGAAUAAAAAAAUCUUGUGUAAUUGCAGAGCCAACAAGACACUUAAAACCAUAAGUGGUCUGGUUCAAAGCUAACGUCUUGGUGUUCACUUACCUCUCCUCCAAAGAGGAUUUCAAUCUGUCAUGGAAAUGUUAUAGAUCACUUUGAUCUCUUCAUCAAAAGACAUAUACGUCUACUAGCACUAUCAUCCAUUCGUCUCUCACUGAGACGGCCAUAUUCUUGCUAAACAAUUAGCUUAACUAUGUGUGAAGAAUUUUGUGUGCCUGUUUCAUGAAUUUUUUACUUUUGUAUUUAAGGGCAGAACCACUUUAAGGAUAUACUUUAAUUUCUAUUGUAUACAUUAUGAACUUCACACUCAGCUUUUAGUGUGUUGCACUUACUAGUUUUCUGAACACCUUUCCCCUGCUCCAAAUGUGUAUCUUUUCACUUGUUACUUCUUUAAAAUUAUAUUUAUCCUUUCUAGCCUAAAUUCAGUCAAUAAGAACUUUGUUUUCCUUUUCAUUACUGAAAUCCUGUAUCUAUUGCAAUUAUGGCAUCAACCUGUUGACUUUUAAACUUGGGAAAAAAAAUAAAUACAGCAAUACUUGAAA